This is a messenger RNA of Paramecium pentaurelia, 694 nucleotides long. NCBI's taxonomy places the organism in Eukaryota, Ciliophora, Oligohymenophorea, Peniculida, Parameciidae. The record is from the annotation of a GenBank genome assembly.
AUGGAUUAAAAACCUAUAAAAUCACUUAGAAGUAAUAAUAUUAUUAUCCAAGAUAAGUUUAGUACCAAUACUAAGUUUUCAGAAGCCUUUUAAAUAUAGGAUUCAGUAUUACAAGGUCCAACAGAAUUAUAUGAAUUAUAAGCAAUUGAUUUAGAGUUUCCAAAGAUAUUUGAAUGCUUUUCUAAUCUAAAUUGUAAUUUUAAUUCAACUAUGAUCUUUAAUACACCAACAAUGUUUUAGAACAAUAUUUAAAUGGAUUCAAAAACCUUAACAGCAGAAUAAAUGAGAAUACUAUGCUAAAUUGAUAUUUUAAUGUUGAGACAUUAUUAUUUAUUACGAAAAGAAGUGAUUAAAUAAUAUAUUAAAGGUGUUCAAAAAGCAUAAUCAAUUAUUUUUGAAAUAAUAGGAAAAAAAUAUUAACAAUAACAUAUUAUAGAUUAAGAAACGAUUUCAACAUCAUUACUAAGAUAAGAUAGCAAUGAUGCUAUGCAAAUUAUUAGAUGAAGUGAGAAAUAAAGAAGAUAAAGAAUUUAUAGAAAAUAAUAUAAAUGAUGUACAGUUCAUACCAGCUGAAUUAAUAGAGCUCGAUAUAAAACUUAAAUAAUAACCUAUUGAAUCAUUAGAUUAUUGUGAUCCAUUAUAAGUUUAUUAAGAAAUUACUAAACUUUUGGAAAUGUUUUUAAAAUCAAUAUGA